Messenger RNA from Protobothrops mucrosquamatus (brown spotted pit viper), 1237 nucleotides. It is a transcript of the gene LDAF1, whose product is annotated as transmembrane protein 159. NCBI's taxonomy places the organism in Eukaryota, Metazoa, Chordata, Lepidosauria, Squamata, Viperidae. The record is from RefSeq and is a predicted model, not a curated record. The transcript is spliced from 5 exons. Bases 77 to 520 code for a protein of 147 amino acids.
AGCAAACACUGUUCGGAUAUGGAUUUAGGAUUUGAAAACAAAUUUCGGAUUUGUUUUUAAGCUUGAAAGCGUCACCAUGUCGAAAGAGGUGAAGGAACUCCAGAAACGGUGGCUGGCGAUGAUGGAUACGGUACAUAGCAACUCACAUGUGGUUUCUUUUAUGAACUCCAGAGUUGGCCAGUACUUAGAUGAUCACCCUUUCGUUACCCUCUCCCUGAUGGUGUUUAUCGCAGCCUCAGCUGUUCCGAUUGCGUUUUUUCUGGUAUUUGUCGUCACUACCACAGUCCUGGCGUGCAUCGGAGUGAUCGUCAUGGAAGGUUUCGUAAUAUCCUUGGGUGGCGUCACCUUGCUUUGCAUUCUUGGUGGAUUGGGCAUGCUGUCGCUGCUGGUUUCCGGAAUGCUGAGUGUCUGUUACCUGUCUCUUACAACCCUGCUCAGCUACUGGCCCAUUCGAGAAGGCCCGUCCAAGGAAGAGAAUGCCAACGGAAGCAGUUCUGUCUCCAAUCUCAUUAUUGACUAGGAAGCAGAAACUUCUCACAAGGGGUGAAUAAAUUGGAUAGCGGCUCAAAAUGUCUCCGACAGUGGCACUUUAACAAAAAAAAGAAAAUGUAGCUGGAAAAAAAACACAUCCUUGUUACAGUAUUCUGUAGAAUUGUUUACCCACCGAGAGGACCGGGGUUCAGCUCCUUAUUAACAGGGAAUUAAGAGACUGAUUUCUCCAGAGCCGGACGCUAAGAUAGCCGAGCCCUCGCUCCCAAUUAUUUUGAAAACCACCUCAGCAGCUUUUAGGCAGAGUUUUCACGCACGGUUGCUCCUGGAGUUUCAGGAACCCAACGACAGUGUUGAUUUUAACGUGGGAAACGGAGCAGGGGAAUCUAUGCCCGACUACAUUGCGGGCGACAGCAAAUGGAACCGAAAUACGGGCCAUGGCGAAGACCCCAAAUUAAAGCCGGUGCAUCUCUUUACGAUUGUCUUUCGGGUGGGGCAGGUCAAGCGUUUUUGAUUUCUUUGUUUCUAGGGGGGAUUGUGUUCUGCCUUUUGUUUGUUGCAUUUAGCAACUUUGCAGAAAGCUGGAUGGUUAAGCACAGUGGUUUUCCUUAUGCCAAAUAUCGGUCACUCUAAGCCUAGUUUGAAUAUUUUCUUUUUUUUAAAAAAAAAAAAAGUUUUUUCUUCUGCUUGGUUGCUUAAAGCUGUCAUCAGAUAUACUUUUUGCCACUAAACUGUUACUUUUCAUCCA